CGCCGCAGCAGCCAUUGGAGAGAAGCAGCCAUGGCUCUGCGCUAUCCCAUGGCCGUGGGUCUCAACAAAGGCCACAAGGUGACCAAGAACGUGAGCAAGCCGAGGCACAGCCGCCGCCGCGGGCGCCUCACCAAGCACACCAAGUUCGUGUGGGACAUGAUCCGGGAGGUGUGUGGCUUCACCUCUUAUGCGCGGCGGGCCAUGGAGCUGCUCAAGGUCUCCAAGGACAAGCGGGCCCUCAAAUUCAUCAAGAAACGGGUGGGGACACACAUCCGCGCCAAGAGGAAGAGAGAGGAGCUGAGCAACGUCCUGGCCGCCAUGAGGAAAGCGGCCGCUAAGAAGGACUGAGCCCCUCCCUCGAGUCUGUGUGUAAUAAAACCUUUUCUGAAAAAAAAAAAAAAAAAA
This is a messenger RNA of Camelus dromedarius (Arabian camel), 405 nucleotides long. RefSeq names its product large ribosomal subunit protein eL36. NCBI's taxonomy places the organism in Eukaryota, Metazoa, Chordata, Mammalia, Artiodactyla, Camelidae. The coding region runs from base 31 to 348 and encodes 105 amino acids. Gene Ontology annotation, biological process: cytoplasmic translation. The record is from RefSeq and is a predicted model, not a curated record. Gene Ontology annotation, molecular function: structural constituent of ribosome. Gene Ontology annotation, cellular component: cytosolic large ribosomal subunit; ribosome. The transcript has a single exon.